This is a messenger RNA of Cuscuta europaea, 2709 nucleotides long. The record is from the annotation of a GenBank genome assembly. Lineage: Eukaryota; Viridiplantae; Streptophyta; Magnoliopsida; Solanales; Convolvulaceae.
UUAAUUUCUACUCCUGGACUCUCCAAAUUCGACAAAACAAACGAAUUGUAAGUAUCUGUAACCCCACGAUCUAUACGAGGGAGAACUUGUACCCGCACGGGUAUCUCAGUUGAUUCAGUGGUGAGAAAUUUGGACCAAGUGACCAAGAUUCAAAACCCGUAGCGGCCGUGUGGAAGUCACAGAACCUGAAAUAAGGUUGGGUCUCUGGUGCGCAUGGAAAAAAGUUCUAUCAUCAUUGGACCGACUGAGUCAUAGUGUUACCAAAAAUCCUGUCCGGUCCUAGUAAUGGGGCUCGUGGAGUGUGAGUUCUGAAGACAACGUAAGUGAAAAGUCUCCUUUCUGUGUCUUAGCCGCCUUUCUUCGGAACUUUCGCUUCUCGUCCUUCUCUUUAAACAAUUUGCCCCGCGUUUACGCCACGCGAGAUCUCUGUAUAUUCCAGAUCCCUGAUUUUCCCGACUCCGUAAUUACAAUUACUUCUCUAUAUUUUAUUGUAUCUUAUCCGGCUUCAGUUUCCGGGGCGAUUGAUUUCGACAGGCGUUUCUGAUUCGUUUGUGGUGGGUGUUAGCUUGUCGGGUGGGAGUUUUCAUCUGUAAGUAAUUAAGGUUUUUCGAGGAGUUUAAGGGUCGAUAGUUGACUUGAUGGGCGGCAAGAGUUCCAAGGACGAUAGUUGGAGGCGUACUUCUAGGUCAGCUUCAUCAUCCUGGAAUUAUGAGUAUCCUCCCCAAUCAGCAUAUCCAACUCAAUCGCCAGAGACCCACGAUUACCCAGUUCAGCACGCUUAUCCUUCUUACGCGCCUCCUCCUCCAGCGCAGCCAUAUCACGCGCCUCCGCAAGAUCUUAGGAGUCCUUACCGCGCGCCGCCACAGAGGAGGCUUGACCGGAGAUAUUCUAGGAUUGCAGACGAUUACCAUUCAUUGGAAGAGGUAACUGAAGCUCUUGCACGCGCUGGACUGGAGUCUUCCAAUCUAAUUGUUGGUAUCGACUUCACAAAGAGCAAUGAAUGGACUGGUAAGAGGGCGUUUGGUGGGCGAAGCUUGCAUGACACGGGGCAUGGUCUUAAUCCCUAUGAGCAAGCAAUUUCCAUCAUCGGGAAAACUUUGGCAGCCUUUGAUGAUGAUAACUUAAUCCCAUGUUUUGGAUUUGGAGAUGCAUCAACUCACGACCAAGAUGUGUUCAGUUUUUAUCCAGAUGACAGAUUUUGCAACGGUUUUGAGGAAGUCUUAUCUCGGUACAGGGAAAUUGUCCCCCAACUAAGACUUGCAGGUCCAACAUCUUUUGCACCGGUCAUCGAAAUGGCUAUGACUAUUGUUGAGCAGAGUGGGGGACAGUACCAUGUAUUAGUAAUCAUUGCUGAUGGGCAGGUAACUCGUAGUGUUGAUACCGGGCGUGGUCAGUUGAGUCCUCAAGAACAAAAAACAGUUGAUGCAAUUGUAGAAGCAAGCAAGUUCCCACUGUCUAUUAUUUUGGUCGGGGUUGGAGAUGGGCCGUGGGACAUGAUGAAGGAAUUCGACGAUAAUAUCCCCUCAAGGGAAUUUGAUAAUUUCCAGUUUGUCAAUUUUACGGAGAUCAUGGCAAAACCCGUGACUCAAUCUCGAAAAGAAACAGAAUUUGCUCUCUCUUCAUUGAUGGAAAUUCCUUCACAAUAUAAAGCUACAAUAGAGCUUGGUCUGUUAGGGGGUAAUAAAGGUAAAUCACCCAACAGGGUUCCCCUCCCCCCUCCAAUGUAUGGCGCAGCUUCAUUUGGUGGUUCAAAGCCUGCAAGAGCAACAAGUUUCCAGCACACUUCAAGUUCCUACUAUGACUACAAGGAACCGGCCGGCACACCAUCUGCCUUUGAGCAGAGAACAACAAGCUCUUACUAUGAUCCUGUAGCCGUAGGUGGUGGUGGGCAUUUUGACCACGGUCCUUCUGCACCUGUCACGAGUUAUGAUAAUUUGGUUUGUCCAAUUUGCCUCACUAAUCGGAAGGAUAUGGCCUUUGGUUGUGGACAUCAGACAUGUUGUGAAUGUGGGAAAGAGCUGGAAACAUGCCCGAUUUGUCGCAGCUCAAUCCAAACUAGGAUAAAGCUGUAUUGAGUGAUGUAACUCCAUCCCUUCAUUCGUUCCUUCUUGUAAAAAAGUAUCCCAAGCAUUUGCAGUCUUGGUUUUACUCUGUACAUUUAUUGGUUGACCUUUAUCUUAAUGAUUUGUUUUCUCAAUGAUUGAGAGAAGGGGGUUGUUGUUUUCAUGAGUUGUCUAUGGAAUUUGAUGCGUCCAUUAGGGGCCGUCUGUAUCUCUUCCUAUGAGUGUACAGAAUGUAUUAAUAGACACUUCGACAGCAACAAUAUGAUGAAUGACUUCAGUCAAGCAAGCAAGCUCCGUGACCCGAUAUAGAACCACUUUUGUAAGUAGAAUUGGGCACAUCGGAGUAUGCAAUAAACUAUGUUACAGAAUAGAGACACUCGUACACAUUUCUGAAACGUAAAGAAGAAAAGAAACUGAGAAAGUAAAGGCUCCUACUGCAAAAAGUAUUGCCUUUUAACUGUUAACACCAGUCCUAUUAGAUUUUUUAUACCAGCCAAUAGAUUAUUCAAUUAAACUUCAAAAACUGCUUGAUGUACACCUCUUGUACACACCUUAUACAUAUAAUGUUUGUGAAGCUUUUGUCUUUGUCUGUGAAUCCGGGGCAGCCAAAUUCUAGUCAUAAAUGAAAUCUUCUAUUACUUUUGCC